Molecule: messenger RNA, 4859 nt
Organism: Polistes dominula (European paper wasp)
Lineage: Eukaryota; Metazoa; Arthropoda; Insecta; Hymenoptera; Vespidae
Source: RefSeq, a predicted model, not a curated record
UACACACAUACUGCGUACUAAUUCACUAACAUAAGAUCAUCUUUCGCCGAGGCUGAGAGGUCGCCUUUAAUAACGGCGCAACUACCAGGACGAAGGAUGCCUUGCCAAUAACAGGAAUCAACAACACUCCAGGAUUCUCAACAGAACCCUCGACAGGAGACUCUCAGCAGGAUAUUCGGAAAAAUGCUUCCUAAGAUGUGCCUUAACCCUGCGACAUUGGCUUUCUUCACCCUGGUUACUACCACUGUAGUGUCGCAGUUCGUACAGUUAGAAGAUAAAAAGAAAGGCACAGAAUUGAUUUUCGACAUCAACGAUGAACACAAGGCUCAAUAUUUGAAACAAAAUUUUUAUUCGAAUGUAUAUAACUACGGUUAUAAGGUGAGUCCUAAUGGACAAUUUCAUUACGAAGAACACGGACCGGACGACGUUACAUAUGGAUGUUAUGGCUAUGUGGAUCCUUUAGGAAAAUUAAAAACAACAUUUUACAUAAGUGAUGGAUGGGGAUACAGAGUAGUCAAGCCUGGGCAACAUGUCGAAUUAUUUUUUCAUGAACACGAACAUCAUGAGGAUAGCCAAUCGGACAAAAAUGAUAACGAUGAUCAUCAUCAUCAUAAUCAUCAUCAGGGCAUUCUAACUGAUUGGAAUAAUUUACAUUUUCCACCCAUAUGUGCACAAUUCGAAGAGACGAAUAGUAAUCCCAAUAUCAUACCACUCCCAGACCAUGGAACAUCUAAGACUCCAGGAAUUCCUGAAACAUCGAAACACCCCGUCAUUCCGGGCACAGCAGAAAGGCCAUUUCGGCCUAUACAUCCUGAAAAACCAGAAAUUCCAGCUGUUCCACGAGGACCACAACAUCCUAGCAUUCCAACAUCGCCAAAAAAACCUGUCAUUCCAAAAGAAUCAGAAAUACCGGAAACACAUAGAACACCAUCGCAUCCUGAAUACCCUGAAAAACCGGUCAUACCAGAUAUUCCUAGCACUCCGAAAAUCCCAGGAAGACCAAGAAUUCCUGACAUUCCAGAAACACAUAGAACACCAUCGCAUUCUGAAUACCCUGAAAAACCGGUCAUACCAGAAAUUCUUAGCACUCCGAAAAUCCCAGGAAGACCAAGAGUUCCUGACAUUCCGGAAGUACAAAAAACUCCGUCACAUCCUGGAUUUCCUAGAGAACCAGCAAGACCACUGAUUGUUAAUACUCCAGACUUACCAAAAAAGUCAUUUUAUCCAGAAUAUCCUAGCACAUCUGGAACAUUCGUCACUCCUGGGAAACCAUUCCAACCUCCAUACAGCGGCACAUCAAGAACUCCUAUUAUUAUAGAAAAACCAUCACAACCUGUAUAUUCUUCUCCACCAAACAAUUUUGAUAUUUCUGAUAAACCAGAAUUUCCUAGAACUUUUAAUAUACCUAACUCACCUAAAAAAUCUGGAAUCUCUAACGUUCCAGGAAUAAUAGGAACUCCAUUGCACCCUACAUAUCCUAGCACAUCCGGGAUUUUUAGUACCCCAGGUAAAGAAGACAUUGCUGGUACUCCAAGUUCAACAGAAACACCAUCGCAUCUUAGAGACCCUGGCACACCAAGAACUUCUGGAAGCUCAGGAACCCCGAAAACACCAAAAAUAUUACAACAACCUGUAUACGCUGAUACACCAGAAAACUCUGAUACAAAAGAAACUUUAAAUACUCAAAAUAAUCGAGACAAUUCUGAUGAAAAUAAGGCAUCACAUUCUUCUACCCUUGAUACAUUAAAUACUUCGGAUACUUCAAGUGGACAAAGUAAUCCUGAAAAAGAAACAUCACAAUCAGGAACCCACGAAAAUUUACCAGUUACUACAAGUUUGAGAACACCAGGAACAUCAUUCCGACCAGUGUACUCCAGCAUGAAUUCGGCUCCUGAUAUUGCAAAAAUACCAGCGAAAACAUCACCAAAACCACUACCGCAUCCUCUAUACCCUGGGAAACAAUCAUCUUCAAACAUUGCAAAUACAAUAGAAAGAACAUCAACUUUUGAACAUUCUAGUACACCAGAGACUUUUAGUACUGAAACACCAGAAAUACAAUCCCGUCCUGAGAAGCCGAGUGAACCAGGAGCCUAUAGGUUUCCAGGUAGACCAAAAUAUCCUGGACAAUAUGUCAAAAAUACCGCAACAAAUCCUUCUAGUAGUGUACACAUUUCUGAGCAAUCUGGCUCAUCUAAAAUACAACCUAAAUCUGAAUACUCUAGUGUAAAAGAAACUUCUAAUAUAUCAAGUGGACAAGAUAYUUCUAAACACCAUGAUAUAUCGAAAAUGGAAUCAUAUUCUGGAUAUUCAAUCAUACCUGAAGCUGUUCUACCUUUUCAGAAAGUAAGAACUAAUGAAAAACUUUUUGCACCAAGUACUACUAAUACUUUAGACACUCCCGGGCAGUCUGCCCUAUCAAGAACUCAACAAAAACCAGAAUACUCUGAUCAAGUAGAUAUUUCUAAUAUAUCAAAUGAACAAGAUACUUCUAUACAUCGUGGCAUAUCAAAAGCAGAAUCAUAUUCUGGAUAUUCAGUCAUACCUGAGACUAUUGUACCUUUUAAGAAAAUAGGAACUGAUGAGCACGACAGAACAAGGAUUUCUCUAAAUAAAUCAGACUUUUCUAAACACCUUGAUGAUUCUGGAAGAAAACAACAUAUGGAAUAUCUUGGCACAUCAGGUACUCUUAAAGAACAGAAUAUAUCAGACUAUCGACAACCAUUACCAUCACACGCAAACUAUCCUGUAACUCCUAGUUAUCCAUCAACUUAUCCCAGCAUUUCGGUAACAAGCAGAAGAACAGGCUUAUUUAAACUUACCGAAAAACUGGAAAACACACUUCUUAGAAGGCCAAGUCAUCCAAUUCGAGGUGGAUAUCCUUCUUAUCCCAAUAGUCCCGAGGGCCCUGUUGGUUCAAUAGGACCUAUUGGUGACAUAGGUGAUAUUGGAGAUGUUGGCGGUGAAGGUGAACCAGGUCCUGAUGGUCCAUGGCCAACUGGAUCUCCAGGACCUGAUGGGCCUUGGCCUGGGGAUCCAAAAUAUUAUCCAGGUACAAUUCUACCCGGACAAUCGCGAUAUCGUAAUCCUGUGAAAAUUUUAAGCCCAAAAUCUUAUACAUCUAUGAAUACUAAUCUAUCGAUAGAAACUGGUUUUCCAAAACAAAUGAAUUUUAAAUCAUUUUUAAAAUCAAAUUCCAAUUUUACCAGUGCGAUAAAUAACGGUGAAUUGUCAGGAAUUUCAUCCCCUAUCAAAGUAAGCGAAAUCGUUGAUAUUGAUCACAGUAGAUUUAAAAUGCAGAAGUAUGAACAUUUUAAUGAAUUUGAUAUUUAUCAAGAAAAUAUCAGCCAUAAUGCAAAAGCAAUUAAUUCAUUAAUGCAUGAUACAUUGAAAACAUCAGAUCAUCUAAAAUAUACUUUCUCAAAAAAUCAGACAGAUAAUUUAGAAAAACAUGAAACUACCGAUGCAAACAUUAAGCCUUACGGAUUAAGAACUGAAAGUAAACAAAAUGGUCGAUACGAGGUAACAGAGGAUACUAGCCAAGGAGAAGAACCAGAAGCAAAUUUUGAACAAGUACCUGUUAAUCAUCAGAAACACUAUCGAAAAGAAUUUCAAUAUCUUGCUAAUCAUUCUUAUGAAUUUCAAGACAUUAUUAAAGGCCCACAAAAUCAACCUUAUAAAAUAGACCAUCAAGGAAGUCGACUUAUAGUGCAUACGAAAUUCGAUAAACACGAAGAAAACGAAACAGGAGAAAAUAUUGAUUCCCCCGAAGACCGAACUGUUGAAUUCAUAAAGCAGGUAAAUACAUCGUCCGAAGAAGAACGAGCGGAUCAUGGUAUCACUGCGACAGGAGUUCAACCACCACAUCCAAUCAAUGUUAAAUCAUUUUCAUCAUCAGUAGAAUCAAAUCCACAAGCUUGUCCUUGUUAUUUAGUUGAUUCGUAUAAAGAACACGAUACUACUAGUAGUACAGCAACCACUCCUCUCAUUGGUCAGCUUGGAUUCAUCCCUGUCAUUUUCGUACCGUACUGUCCCAAUAACAAAGUAAAUAAUUAUAAAAUAAAGCUCAUGUAUCCCUCAGCAACAUCCGUUCCAUACGCAUGCAACGCAUGUAACACAUCAGGUGGAAAUAUCGAAACAAAGCUUAUUGGUUUGGAUCAGCUUAAUAAUAUCGAAAAUUUAAAGGAUAUUUUGAGUCAGGCCAAUCUUGGAUUUUUAAAUGUUCCAGUUAAAGCCGUCCCUGAAAGGAGAAAAAUCAGAAGCAGAAAAAUAGUUUGAAGGAUCUAGUUAAAUUAUAUCUACUAAUAAUAACAUACAAAAUUAAUAUUUUUUUUACCGGGGAUAAGAAAUAUUCGCUCCUGUAAAAAUGAAAUAUGGGAUAUUGAAAUUGCCCAUUUGCCAGCUGCAGGUCAGCUUAUAAAUGAUCGAUUUGAUGGUAUUGAAACUUAAACAUGACCUAAUGUACAUGAUCUUUAAGAAUGCAUGUCGACUGAUCAACUCAUGUACAUAUUUAUACAUUCAACGACUAACUAUGAUUGUUUGUGCAUGGAACAUCAAGAAACAUAUAAGCCGUUUGUAGAUUAAUAUUUUUGUCAGAGUGACCAUUUUUUUUUUGCAAUUACUUUUUACUUUAAAUAUUUUGAAACACAAUCCUAUCUAAUGAAUAGAAUGCUUAAAUACAUAUUUUCAUUUACGAGGUACUUUGUUCAUGUUUUUAAAAAAUACACGAUAAUGAAGUUAUUCCACAGGCCAUAUACAACUUCAGUCAUACAUGUAUCAAUGCGCUUGACUAUAUUUUUAAACAUGUAUGCAAAUGCAUGUUGAUAAACAAACAUUAAUUAAUAUACAUAUAUGCGUAUGAA